Messenger RNA from Gigantopelta aegis, 1265 nucleotides. RefSeq lists its product as uncharacterized. NCBI's taxonomy places the organism in Eukaryota, Metazoa, Mollusca, Gastropoda, Neomphalida, Peltospiridae. Bases 5 to 1069 code for a protein of 354 amino acids. The transcript is spliced from 9 exons. The record is from RefSeq and is a predicted model, not a curated record.
UCAAAUGUUUAAAUGUGUCAUCUUCAAACAUCUAAUCCUGGAAAGGUUACCAAAGGACCCCAAAAGGUGUAAAUGUUUGUUUAAAAUGGACAGGCUUCCUAUACAUGGACGAAGGUCGUUAAAGCGACCUGACAAGGUUUCUAGAGAAGCAGAUAGAGACACGAAAUGCAGUUUGUGGAAGCCUGUUAACUUUCAUGUUGAGCUAAGCUACAAAGAAAGAGUCGUUACGGUUAAGUGGGACUCGGUAAGCACAGCAGACGUCGAAGUUGGACUAAUCGCCGCAGACAGACCAGAUGUAUUUUCCAAUUACGAAAAGAUAUUAUCGGAUUCUGCUUUGAACAGUGUGUCUUUCAAAAACUUUGCAAGUGGCACAUACAGGGCAUUGAUACGCCCAAUCGGAUGUUUUGAUUGUAAUUACGCUGACUAUUAUGGCCAGCCCUGUGACGUUAAUUAUACGUCAACUGCACCAUUCGUCUUCCAGGUGCAAGAAGCGCGAGUCGUCCAAAAAAAACCAGGACUCGGAGAGGCUAAAAGCAGGAAAGCUACAGACGUCGACGUUUCUAUGUGGCUGGUAGUAGGGAUGCUAAGUGUGGCAGCGUUUUUUAUAACUUCUGGAUUCGUGUAUUUUGCCAUAACUAAUUAUAACGUAAAAGACUACAAACGACUACCAGGUUGUGAUGGAACAUUUUCGACAAUGAAAGAGAUAGUUCUAAUCUACAGCAAGGAUUGUGAUCGCCAUUUCAGUGCUGUAGAAACCUUCAUAGCUUUGCUGAAAAAGACGGGCAAAAGAGUUAUCUAUCCUGAUGACCGUCAGAUUAUAUCCUCAAUCAGACAAGACGUCAAUGUAUGGGCUGACAAUCAAUGCAUUGCUGACAUUCCUUUUAAAAACUUCGACUGCAGAUCAGAGGGAUCUUCGUCUAAUCUACCACGAUGUAUCUGUCCAAAUCAAGCGAAAUGCAUAAUGACUGCAGAGUCGAAUGAACUUGAAUUCAGAUGUCAGUCUCCAUGGGUUGAGAACAUGAUCGAGAAAAACAAUGAGAAGUUUGAAAACGGACCAGUCCGAAAAUAGACAUAUCUAACAAGAAAUCUCUUGUCUAAUAUUUUAAAAAUAAACGGUUUAUUGACACCAAGGUUUAGAUAAAAUAUUUACUGUAUGUUUUGGUUGUUCAAAAUUAAUGUUUAGAAAUGUCAUUAACGAUCUAAAUUUCAACAACCCUGUUGACGAUCAAUUAAUAAAAUAUCCUUCGAUUGAACUAAACAACAAA